AACAUCCGGUCUCUGAUGGGUGCAGAAAAGACCAAGGGCUUCUGCCAGCUGGUUGUCUCCUCCAACCUGCGGGAUGGCACCUCCCACCUGGUCCAGUCGGCCGGACUUGGGGGCAUGAAGCACAACACGGUGCUCAUGGCCUGGCCCGCGUCCUGGAAGCAGGUGGACAACCCUUUCUCCUGGAGGAACUUCAUUGACACCGUCCGUGACACCACUGCGGCACAGCAGGCCUUGCUGGUGGCCAAAAAUGUGGACUUGUUUCCACAAAACCAGGAGCGCUUUGGCGGUGGGAGCAUUGACGUGUGGUGGAUCGUGCACGAUGGUGGCAUGCUCAUGCUGCUGCCCUUCCUCCUGCGCCAGCACAAGGUGUGGCGCAAGUGCCGGAUGCGCAUCUUCACAGUGGCCCAGGAGGACGACAACAGCAUCCAGAUGAAGAAGGACCUGCAGACGUUCCUGUACCACUUGCGGAUCAGCGCCGAGGUUGAGGUGGUAGAGAUGGUUGAAAAUGACAUUUCUGCGUUCACCUAUGAAAAGACUCUGAUGAUGGAGCAGAGAUCCCAGAUGCUGAAGCAAAUGCAGCUGUCCAAGAACGAGCAAGAGAGAGAGGUGGGUCCAGAGCCUCAAAGCCCCUCCCAGA
Otolemur garnettii (small-eared galago) is the source of this 637-nucleotide messenger RNA. RefSeq names its product solute carrier family 12 member 7-like. NCBI's taxonomy places the organism in Eukaryota, Metazoa, Chordata, Mammalia, Primates, Galagidae. The transcript is spliced from 4 exons. The record is from RefSeq and is a predicted model, not a curated record. The annotation marks the transcript as partial. Gene Ontology annotation, molecular function: potassium:chloride symporter activity. Gene Ontology annotation, cellular component: membrane. Gene Ontology annotation, biological process: chemical synaptic transmission; chloride ion homeostasis; cell volume homeostasis.